UGUGUUUUUCAUUUCAAUGGAUACUCUUCCUUGUACUCUCUCGUCUCCUUCUUCUUCUUCUUCUUCUUCUUCUUCUUCUUCUUCUUCUUCUUCUUCUUCUUCUUCUUCUUCUUUCUCUCUGCAACAAUUUUAGAUUCAGAAUUCUGAGCCAUGACGCUCUACAGAACGUCCUCACCCUUUCGCUUCCCCAUUAUCAGAGAAAAGAAGUCGAGACAUUAGAAGUUAUUGUUGUUGUUGUUGUGUUUCCUGGAGAAUUUGUGAAUGGGAGCCCCAAAGCAGAAGUGGACACCUGAAGAGGAAACAGCUCUUAAAUCUGGAGUACUCAAACAUGGAACUGGAAAAUGGCGUACCAUUCUCUCAGAUCCUGAGUAUAGCUCAGUUUUGAAGUCUCGCUCAAAUGUGGAUCUCAAGGAUAAAUGGAGAAAUAUAAGUGUAACAGCUCUAUGGGGAUCUAGGAAGAAGGCUAAGCUUGCACUUAAAAGGACUCCGUCGUCGGGUCCUAAGCAGGAUGAUGAUAACACUACAGCUCUUACCAUUGUUGCUCUGGCUAAUGGUGAUGAUGGAGGGCAACAGAUUAAUCCAACAUCUCCUCCUGCAGUUUCUUGUGAACCACCAAGAGCUUUUAAAGGACCCUUUACAAGUGUGGAUAAGAUUAUCUUGGAGGCCAUUACCAAAUUGGAGAAACCGCUUGGUCCUGACGGAAAAUCGAUCUUGUUGUAUAUAGAGGAGAAUUACAAGAUGCAACCGGAUAUGAAACGGCUUGUGACUUCAAGACUUAAGUAUUUGACAAACGUUGGAACAUUAGUUAAGAUAAACCACAAAUACAGGAUUUCUUCCAACUAUGUGGCUGCAGGAGCAAAACAAAAGUCUCCUCAACUCAUGUUGGAAGCAAACAAAGAAAAUUCUCCAAAGCCCGAGGAGAAUGGUGUCAAGAAUCUAGCUAAACCCCAAGUAGAUGGAGAGGUAUUGAUGAUAAAGGGCAUGACAGCACAAGAAGCUGCUGCAGCCGCUGCAAGAGCAGUGGCGGAAGCAGAAUUUGCAAUCGCAAAAGCUGAAGAAGCGGCAAGAGAGGCAGAGCAGGCAGAAGCCGAAGCUGAAGCUGCCUUCAUUUUUGCAAAAGCGGCAAUGAAAGCUUUUAAGUUUAGGAUGCGUAGACAAACUCGAUAGUGAAGCCUCACAAUAUCAAGUUUCAAUCUUGCAUCUUAAGAGUCAUAUAAUCGCUAAUGUCUUUUUUUUUUUUUUUUUUAGUAGCAGUGUAAAUUCUGCAGCUUGUAACGUGUCCUAACUCAGACAAAUAUGUAAAACCUUUUUCCAUUUUUCUGUUUUUAUCUGUUUUGUUAGUAGCAUCAUAGGUUUCUCGUGACCCAUUCAGAAAUUGGUUUGAAGAGGAAU
Eutrema salsugineum is the source of this 1392-nucleotide messenger RNA. RefSeq names its product telomere repeat-binding factor 3. Gene Ontology annotation, biological process: nucleosome assembly. The transcript is spliced from 7 exons. The record is from RefSeq and is a predicted model, not a curated record. NCBI's taxonomy places the organism in Eukaryota, Viridiplantae, Streptophyta, Magnoliopsida, Brassicales, Brassicaceae. The coding region runs from base 262 to 1167 and encodes 301 amino acids. Gene Ontology annotation, cellular component: nucleosome. Gene Ontology annotation, molecular function: double-stranded telomeric DNA binding.